UAACCACCACUAACUACGAUUUGUUUACACCGCCAUUAAACACUCGCAUUGAAACCGGGCUUCUUGGUAACUCGAGUUCAGGCCCCACGAGAUCAUCUGAUAACGAAUUAAGUCAAAGGCCCGGAUGAUUUCUUUAAUGAACAUAAGUUAUAUUAACUGAGUUGUAUCGGUGUGACAAACCGGAUUUGAUUUGCCCGUCCUGCGAAGGAUGGCAAAAAAGAAGAUGACGGAACAAAUCGUCGGAACGUGGUUUCCAUCUGGAUACUAUGGCCAUUUCCGCAGCAAGUCCAGGAACGACUUUUGUAACGAAUAUCGCAAUCUUGCAAGACCACAACCACCAAAGCAAUUCUUCAACAGGUCAAAGCAACCAACACCAAGACAUGUGUUCUCUCACCAUGACAACAGGGAGUCUUUCUUGAAUGAUGCUCUUUAUUUUGAACAGGGAUUGGGACGAAAAAGGGUUCCAAAUGAAACAUACGAUUUUAAGCGGGAUUUCAUCACAUGGAUGCCUGAAAAGGAGUACAUCGAAAGGUCACGACCUCUUGUUUCAACCUACAAAGUUGACUUUAAGAACAAGAAGACAGAAAUCACUAAAUAUUCAUCAACUACCACAGUGGAACGCCAGGAACACCAUAAUAUACCACAGAUAAUGGUGAAACGUCCAAAGACUUCGUUUGACGGAGUUCCGACAACGUCAUACCGAUAUUCACAUGGUGAUAUGAGAAGUAACCCUAAUAAAGAAAUGAUCACGGCUGUAAACAAUGAAGCACUACAGCUAAGUUUGUUAAACAGGAAAAAUAGGGCCAUGUCAGCUAAAUCGAGCGGGAGAGAAUCCGUUGCGUCGUGCAUGAUCUGGCAAAGUGCUAAAACUGAAGCAUCAAGCUCUAAUGGAAAAUCUAGAAUUCCUGAAGCUACAGCAACGACAUCGUUCGUACCCCAUCCACCUCCGCCACGAGAGGCUCCUCAACCAAUGAAACAGGUCACCAUUUCAUCCCCGCCUAUUCAGAUGGAGGCGAGGGCCCCUGCCCCUCCAGCGCCUGCUCCAAUCAGUGUACCAGCUGCCUCCGUCAGUGUACCAAUGUGUACUCCCACCGUCUCUGCUCCACAGAUCACGUCACGGGCCAACAUUCCACAGCCGACGAUAGUGUGGAUACCACCUCAGACAGAGGUAGCUGGUUGAUCAGUAACGAAUAAUAUAUUAUAGUAGACAUAUAUCGUUAUCACUAUUUAUAUGGUAUAGCUUGUGCUUGUUGAAGAUUUUCAAUGUUAGAAAAUGUAAAAGAAAGCUUCUGUUUCCAUCAAUAUUUCUGUUAUAGUGAAAAUGAGAAUAUUUUCUUCAUCACACAGGAUAAGAAAUAUGUCUUUGCUGAACAAAUACUAGGCCAAAGUCUUCUGUUUAGAAUAAACAAUUUGUUUGGUUAUAUAUAUACACAUGUAUUUAGCUGGACCCGACUGAAGUUCUGGUUUAUACAGGUUCUGGAUUAAACACCAGUUUCAGUUUAGACAGACAUUCUGUAUAAUGCAUUCUACUCGGGGAGAGAAUAUCUGUAGAUAGUACUGUAGUUUCAUUGUUGUGUUUGAGUAGCUGUGCAAAAAUAUUAAACUGUAGAAAAAAGCAUCAAAAGAAAACGAAUGAAAUAUAAAAUACCUAGAUUUCUAUAACAAUUUAUUAAGAAAUCUGAUGAAAUAUUUGCCAAAUGCAUGUGUUUUCUUAUACAGUAGCAAUGUCCCACAAUGUCACUUAAUUAAGAUGGUUCAUUGUUAUGCAGUAUUAGGUUUAUUGAUUUCUUACUUUCUAACCACCCUAGUUUCCCAGAUGUUUCAUAGGAAGUUUAUUCAUAGUAAAGUUUUGAUAGAAUAAGGAAAAAUAUACAGUUAUGAAAAAAAAAGGAUUUUGAUUAUAGCAGUGCUGUUCAAUGGAAAAACCGAAAUUAAAGAUUUUUUUUAAGAAAUGUUAGAAGACUUAGGCCUACAUCUGAUUUAGACCUAAAGUUUACAUGCAAGAACAGUCCAGGCAGCUAGUUUUGAUAUCAUGACACCUUAUUUGGGCAUGCUUGCUAUUUGUGAAUUUAUAACUUGUUGUUUUGUAUGCUAUACUGACAUUUCUUAUUCUAGAUAUGGUUUCGGUACUUUUUCGUUUUUUCGUACGUACUGACAUUUGAUAAGAAAAGUAUAGCAUGCAAGUCCAUCUUAUAGCCCAUUGUCUACAAUGAACAUUCUAUAAAGGCUAAGAAACAAGCUUGAACUGGUAGCUUAGCACAUAUUUGAGUAAAUCGUAUGCAAAGUUUAGCCUUCUGGGUACAAGAAUUGUGCCGUUUAAGUGUUAUGUAAAAAUAAAAAAUAAAUUAAAAGACGAAAAAAAAAUCAAAAAAAUCUAUGUGUCUGUUAUACAUAUACACAUGGUUAAUCCAAAACUACAACCUAUCAAUACACAUUUUUUUUCAAUGUAUGCUUCAGUUUUUCCUGCUUUAUUUAUUAUAGUGGUUAUAUACAGGUCAUUAGUCUUUGGCUUAAAAUUGUAGUCUAAUCCGUUUCGGGUUUGGUACUUAAGUUUUAAGUGAUUAUGACAUACCCUCUUUAAUUCUCCUAGAAUGUUAAAAUAUAGCAUUACAAUAGCACGUAUAAGGACAAAAUAAUACGGUCUGUCAUUUCGUACAUUUUGCAUAGAGUACAUUUUGUGUCACAUGCAUGAUAGAUGUUGGUUAAUUUUACCAGAUGGAUUUUUUUUUAUUGGAGGGAUGAAAUACACCCAGAAAUAAAAAUCAAAUCAAAAGGUUUAGGGGAUGAUAUUUUGACACCUGACAUAUAUCUAAAAUUAAUUCUGAUUUUAUAUGUAUAAAUUACACACACCCAUAUAUAUUUUUUCACAUUUGUUAGAAAUUAAGUACUUGUAUUUAUUAAUUGAAGUGUCACUUUCGACGGGAAAGGAUAUCGUGGUAUAUGAUAUAUUUGCAACCUCUGGUGCUGGUUUAUACAUUUUGUUUUAAUGCACAGGAUGUACCGAAAACCACAGAAGUUAAAAAAAAAAAUGUUUGCUGAUUGAAUGUAUGCCAUAGGCUUUCAGCUUGAUUUCCGAUUUUAUGACACCACAAGAUAUUGGCGUAUAUUGCCAGUAAUUAAAACUUUUAUCAUUUAUUAUUCCAUGUGUCAUGUCUAUACUGUACAAUAUUUCCUUAGUGGAUUCAAUUAAACAGGAUAAGCUUUCCUUUUUUUUCUUUCCUGUAUAGACUUGUAUAGCGAAACACCAAAAUUAAAUUUUUUAAUUCAUUCAGAGAUCAUUUAAAAUUUCAUAAGGGCUAUAUAAAUGUCAAACGGCUGCUUGAAUAAGAUGUAAUCUUUCUGCAUCAAUCUUUGAUACAGUACAAACAUUAUGAAGUUUUAAAACGUGUUAAUUUGUACUUUUAGAAAAGUAGGCCUUUUGAGAGCAAUUGGUACAUAUAUUUUACAUGAAACUUGAUGCACUUUAUACUGAGACUGUUUUUAUGAUAUUUUCUGAUGAAAUGUCAAAGUUAGGAUUUAUUACAAUUCAUUAAUGACAGAAAACAGUUAUUUUCUUAAUCUGUAAUGUCUAUAUACAAAUUAUGUAAAAUACUUAUUAAUUAUUUACAUUUUGUACAUUAAUUUUAUUUGUUAUUAUUUCAUAUUUCUACAGUAUAUUUUAUUAUGUUAUCUGUCUGUACUUUAAGGAUAUGAUGAGGUAGAGAGAGACAAACUACCUUUGCCCUAGUGACCUAUUGGUCAUCUCAAUAAAUGAGUCUUAUGACAAAGUGAAACUUUGAAUGUCAGGUGUCGGAUUUGACAUGUAAGGAUUUGUGAGUUGGUGAUGGUAAGCUUUACAGUACAUACUUAAAAUGACAAGAUAAAAGUAUUUUAUUUAAACAACCUAUUGACUUUAUUUUUGUUAUAUUUAUGUGACACUUCCUUCCUGUAAUGUAUAAAAAAAAAUGUUGUGCAAAAGAACAUUAUAGUGCUUUUGUAAAAACAUACAUAUCCAGUAUAUAAUGUUUAAAGGGGAAUGCACUUUAUACGUCUUAUGAUAAAUCCUGUUAAUUUUAGAUUAGUAAAUGUCUAGAUGACCAUGUUUUCAUUACUGAACAUAUUCCUGAGGAAGUAUUUUAUCAUCAGUAAAACCUGUCUAAGGGCACUGGGCUUAUUGCUGAACAUGGGCUUAUUACCGAGCAUGGGUUUAUUGUUGAACAUGGGCUUAUUGCUGAACAUGGGCUUAUUGUUGAGCAUGGGCUUAUUGUUGAGCAUGGCCUUAUUGUUGAGCAUGGCCUUAUUGCUGGUAACAUUGUUUAACAGUGGCUGGUACCUUAGGCAUAAACAUUUCAUUGAUCAAGAUUCUAAAUAAUUUGAAAUUUGAAAUUUUCAUACUAGAUGUAAGGUUCGAAAACGAAAUCCUUCUUAGUUUAUAUAUACUGUAUAUAUCCUCAGCUUCAGUAAGAGUAGUUUACACAACAAUAAAUGCCCAGGAUAACUUCAACUUAUUGUACUGUAGAUAACAUAUAUUUCACACGCUUAUAUUUCACAAAAUUGACCAUUCCAUUUAUUCCUUCUCUUGCAGACAUUCAUGUUUUACUUACCAUAAAUGGCUUUUGCUAAGUAAAAAUUUAAAUGGUAAUCAGAGCUUAAUAUAAAUGUAUGUAAAACAAAAUAACAUGUGAAUAAAGAAAGCAGUCUGUAAACAUGCAGUAUAUCUAAAAAAAAAAAAUGUGUUUAAAGAUUUAGGUGGAGAGUCACAGCGCUAUGUUGUAUCUCAAAUGAAUAUACAUAUGUAUUAUUAUUUCCCUUUCUUCACAAAAUCAUUUCUGUCACAUUCCUGGACCUUUAUAUAAUGAAACAGGGAGCACACUAAUCUGAAUAUACCUUGGGGUAAUAUCAAAACGAUCUAACUCGCUAAAAAGACCCCAAACUCAAUUGUUGUCUUUGUAUAUUGUAUUUAUAUUUGAAAUGAAAUAUCUAAUAGGAAAAUAUAUUUGCAAGACCUGUAUUCAGUAGAAAAGUAUUGGGAUUUUAUGUGAUGGUAUUUUUUUUAAUUUCAUAUAUUUAUACACAUUAUUAAUUUACAUUGCUACAGCUCUAUUUCAUGUACUUUAAUACUGUUUUCGUUAAAGUAUUGUUUUUUUCUUGUGUGUUUGCUUAUUUUUGACUUAAAGAUCUGUUUUUGUUAAGCUGAUGUUCGUUGAUGAAUUUUAGGUUUUAGUUUUUUCUUUGUAUUCAAAAUAUGGCUGUAGCUAGCAAUUUAGAAACUUCUUUACCUCAUGUAUGUAUAUUAGUGUUGUUUUUUAUACACAAUUUAUUACCUUUUUUUACUGUAUAAAUAAGUUAAAACUAAAUGAAAGACUGAUUAGCUGAGUUUUGGAAUGCAUCAAUAAAAGUUUACUUAAGAUUUUUGUAUUUUAAUUGUUAUCAGUUAAAGAUGUUAUCUAAAAGUAUGUUAUUGCUAAUAAAAUUUUGAUCUAUUUAAAAUAAUUGUACUUGUUUAUUAUUAUCUGGAAUUACAAAAUAAACAUAUUUUUUAAAGUAAAAACAUUGUUCAAAGAAAUUGACAAAAACAACAAUAACAUAUCAAAUUUGUAUGACAAUGUCCUAUUUUACAUUGCGGAAAGACUGAGAUUCCAUCUCUUUUUUUUCAAUUAUUUUUUCUGUCCAUGAUAUCUAAGCCAAAUUGAUUAAUAGUUUCUUCUACAUAAUUGUCCAUGGUGUCAUGAUUUUUUGACAAUUUUGGCCUAUGGUCUAUCAGUCAAAGCUGAAUUUUUCGAGCAUUUGGGAAAUGAGAUAAACGAUGCUGAUUUUUUUGGCAAUUUUGGGAGGCUUUGAUUUGUACAAUUGGGAUAUCUUUUACGGAAUCAUCCUUUAAAAUAUUUAAUUAUUUAAUUAUAUACUUGCAAAAAUAUAAUUAUUAUAUGUUUAUUGGUGUUAUUAUCACUUCAAAAGUAUAAAUCUAAGUAUGUUUUUAACAUCUAAUUUUUGUAGAGUGAAUUGUUCUAUGGUAUCAAUAUUGUUAUUUUAUUAAGAAUAUUUUUAUUAAGCCAUCCAAAACAUAUUUAGAUUAUGAAGAUAAUUUACAAUAUUUAACUAUGAAUUGCUGCUUCAUCUGGUUACUUGAAAUCAAGUCACUAAAAUAUGAUACUGCAGCAAAUUGUAAAAAAUGGUUAAGAUUUAAGAUAAAUAGCAGUUUAUUUUGGCCUAUGGUCUAUCAGUCAAAGCUGAACUUUUCGAGCAUUUGGGAAAUGAGAUAAACGAUGCUGAGUUUUUUUGCAAUUUUGGGAGGUUUGAUUUGUACAAUAAGGAUAUCUUUUACGGAAUCAUUAAAUACUUGCAAAAUUAUAAUUAUUAUAUGUUUAUUGGUGUUAUUAUCACUUCAAAAGAAUAAAUCUAAGUAUGUUUUUAACAUCUAAUUUUUGUAGAGUGAAUUGUUCUAUGGCGUUAUUAUCAAUAUUGUAACAUUUUUAUUAAGCCAUCCAAAACAUAUUUAGAUUAUGAAGAUAAUUUACAAUAUUUAACUAUGAAUUGCUGCUUCAUCUGGUUACUUGAAAUCAAGUCACUAAAAUAUGAUACUGCAGCAGAUUGUAAAAAAUGGUUAAGAUUUAAGAUAAAUAGCAGUUUAUUUUGUACCUGUGUAUUGAAAUGGUUUACCUAAAUAAAUGUUUCUGUAUUUUUUUAGCGUUUCAAUUUGAAGUGCACUAUUAUUUGGUAGUCUGUUUCCGUUUGUGACCACUGUAACUGUUUGGUGAAGUAGAAAUAUUAAACUGCCAAAUAUAUACUAUAUUAAUUAAUAUGCUCUGUUAACUAAUCCGAUAGAAAAGUCAUUAAGUUUAUAAAUUGAUUUUAUAGUUUGUUUAAUCUCUUUAUCAUUAAUAAAUUGUAGAUGGGCAAAGA
Messenger RNA from Mizuhopecten yessoensis (Yesso scallop), 6882 nucleotides. RefSeq names its product cyclin-dependent kinase 12-like. The transcript is spliced from 4 exons. The coding region runs from base 209 to 1180 and encodes 323 amino acids. NCBI's taxonomy places the organism in Eukaryota, Metazoa, Mollusca, Bivalvia, Pectinida, Pectinidae. The record is from RefSeq and is a predicted model, not a curated record.